Messenger RNA from Lolium perenne, 1349 nucleotides. RefSeq names its product peroxidase 72. Gene Ontology annotation, biological process: response to oxidative stress; hydrogen peroxide catabolic process. The record is from RefSeq and is a predicted model, not a curated record. Gene Ontology annotation, molecular function: peroxidase activity; heme binding. NCBI's taxonomy places the organism in Eukaryota, Viridiplantae, Streptophyta, Magnoliopsida, Poales, Poaceae.
UCUGAGCCUAGCUAAUUACCUCCCCAAGCGCCAAGCCUCCGUUAUAUAAACCCGCCCGCCGGCUGCAUAUACAUCUCACCACCACCAUCGAUCACUGCAACACGAAGCAACUACGGCUAUCUAGUCCCAGUGUUUGCUUGGCAUUUGUGAUCAGCAAUGGCGAUGUUUGCCGUCGCCUUGGUCGCCUCCCUCCUCUUCUCCGUCUCCUCUGCGUUUCCUUGGGGCGGUCAGCUGGACCCCCACUUCUACGACCACUCGUGCCCGCAGGCGCAGCAGAUCGUGGCGUCCAUCGUCGGCAAGGCGCACUACCGUGAACCGCGCAUGGCUGCCUCCCUCCUCCGCCUCCACUUCCACGACUGCUUCGUCAAGGGCUGCGACGCGUCGAUCCUGCUGGACAGCAGCGCGUCCGUAACGAGCGAGAAGCGGUCGAUCCCGAACAAGGACUCGGCGAGAGGGUUCGAGGUGGUGGACGAGAUUAAGGCCGCGCUGGAGGCCGCCUGCCCGCGCACCGUCUCCUGCGCCGACGUCCUCGCCCUCGCCGCCCGCGACUCCACCGUCGUGACCGGAGGACCAGGGUGGAUCGUGCCGCUGGGCAGGAGGGACUCUCUGGGCGCCAGCAUCCAGGGCUCCAACAACGACAUCCCUGCCCCCAACAACACCCUCCCCACCAUCAUCACCAAGUUCAAGCUCCAAGGCCUUGACAUCGUCGACCUCGUCGCCCUCCUCGGUAGCCACACCAUCGGCAACGCACGGUGCACGAGCUUCCGGCAGCGGCUGUACAACCAGACGGGCAACGGCCUCCCGGACUUCACCCUGGACCCGGCGGCGGCGGCGAUACUGCGCCCGGGGUGCCCGCGCUCCGGCGGCGACCAGAACCUCUUCUUCCUGGACCACGUUACGCCCUUCAAGUUCGACAACCAGUACUACAAGAACCUGCUGCUGCGCCAGGGCCUGCUCAGCUCUGACGAGGUGCUGCUCACCGGCAGCCCCGCCACGGCCGGGCUCGUCAAGCUCUACGCCUCCAACCAGGCCAUCUUCUUCCAGCACUUCGCGCGGUCCAUGGUCAAGAUGGGCAACGUCUCGCCGCUCACCGGCGGAAAGGGCGAGAUCAGGAGCAACUGCAGGAGGGUCAACCGCAACUGAUGAAGGAUCCUGUCGUGCGCUAGUGCAGUGGUCUGCUUGAUCAGUGAACCUUUUCAGUCUGAUUGUUUCUGCAGGUUAAUUAUUAUUCGUCGAUUCAAGUAGCCCGUGUGUUUUGCUGCGAUUUCUUGCUUCCAUUUUAAUUUGUAUGUACGACUCGUCCAUGUGUACGUUGUUUCCAAAUGAAAUGAACUGUUGUUUUCCUUUUA